This is a messenger RNA of Salvia miltiorrhiza (redroot sage), 2349 nucleotides long. RefSeq lists its product as uncharacterized. Gene Ontology annotation, molecular function: protein dimerization activity. NCBI's taxonomy places the organism in Eukaryota, Viridiplantae, Streptophyta, Magnoliopsida, Lamiales, Lamiaceae. The record is from RefSeq and is a predicted model, not a curated record. The transcript is spliced from 4 exons. Bases 1 to 2349 code for a protein of 782 amino acids.
AUGGUGAAACACAAGCAGCAGCUGCGUGCUGUACUUGGCUGUGGUGCGAAGGAGGAGGUUGGAAAUGGAAAACGUAGGAGUGAAUCUUCAUCUGCUUCAAUUGCAUCUAUUCGUGGAGCAAAUGUAGAAGUUGAUGCCAAUGUAGAAGUUGAAACAAAUUUUGAAGAAUACGUUCGUGAUCCCGGAUUAAGGCGACCAAUUGAGGAAUUUGAUAUUUCUAUUCGAGAUCAAAUACGCAGAGAGUAUUUGUCUAUGGGUCCUUGUCAACUAGUUGGGCAUAACUAUCCGAAGACUCAAUUCGGCAAUCAAUUAAGGAGUUUUCAAGAUGUGUGGUAUCAAAAGUUUGUGUGGUUAGAGUACAGUGUAGCAAAAGAUGCUUGCUUUUGCUUUUGGUGUUAUCUAUUCAAGCCUGAAGAUAAAUCAAGUCGGUAUAAAACAGAUGUAUUCACCAAGACGGGGUUUACCAAUUGGAAGAAGGCUUUAAUUAAAUUUGUGGAGCAUGUUGGAGAUGAGAAUAGUUGUCACAACAAUGCAAGAAUACAAGUUGAAGCAUUUAAAGAUCAAAGACAUAGUGUGGCAAAUAUGUUUAGAUCAAAUGCUCGUGAGUUGGAUGUUGCUUAUCGCACUCGUUUGACGGCUUCAUUGGAUGUGACUCGUUUUCUAUUGAAGCAGGGAUUGCCUUUUCGUGGACAUGAUGAGUCAACUACUUCUUUAAAUCGAGGUAAUUUUCUUGAGUUGCUUCAAUGGUAUAGUGAUCAUAAUGAUGUUGUUUCCAAAGUUUUGGGUUCAAAUGCUCCUGGUAAUAAUCAAAUGAAUUCCCCACAAAUUCAAAAAGAUUUAGCACGUGCUUGUGCUUCAGAGGUUACACUUGCUAUAAUCAAUGAUAUUGGGGAUAAAGUGUUUACCAUGUUGGUUGAUGAGGCUCGAGAUGUUUCAUUGAAAGAGCAAAUGGGAGUUGUUUUAAGAUAUGUGAAUGAUAAAGAUGUUGUCGACACUUGUUCACAUUCUUUGAAAGAUGCUCUUAGUGCUUUAUUUGUGAAACAUGGUUUAUCACUAUCAAAAUUGAGGGGUCAAGGAUAUGAUGGAGCUUCAAACAUGAGAGGUGAGUUCAAUGGGUUGAAAGCCUUAAUAUUGGAAGAAAAUCCUUAUGCUAUGUACAUUCAUUGCUUUUCACAUCAACUUCAGUUAAUUGUUGUUGCUGUUGCUGUUGCUAAGAGUAUCAUGGCUGUGAAGGACUUUUUUAGCUAUGUUUCCAUGAUAGUGAAUACGACUGGAGCAUCUUGCAAAAGAAAAGAUCAACUUAGAAUGUUAGAACAUGAGAGAUUGGUCAAAGAACUCAAUGAUGAAGUAAGGAUGACUGGAAGAGGCCUAAAUCAGGAGACUAGUUUGGCAAGACCUGGAGAUACUCGAUGGGGUUCACAUUAUUUUACUUUGCUUCGUUUAUGUGCUAUGUGGCCUUCAGUUGAGAAAGUGUUGGAGAAUAUACAUGAUGAUACCACUAGCUCUGAGGUUAGAAGUACUGCAAGAGGUUUGCUUGGAAAGAUGAAUACUUAUGAGUUUGUCUUUGUGAUGCACUUGAUGAAAUAUUUGUUAGGAAUGACAAAUGAGUUGUCAUUUGCCUUACAAAGAAAGGAUCAAAAUAUUGUGCAAGCCAUGUCUCUGAUUGAUACAGUGAAAGCUCAAUUACAUGACUUCAGAAACACUGGUUGGGAGAUAGUUUGUGAUGAAGUAAAUAGUUUUUGUGAGGUGAAUGUCAUUUCUUUGAUUGAUAUGGAGGACACUAUAACUCAACCUGGUUAUAAAAGGCAGAGCAUCACCAAUGAUCAUUAUUAUCGUGUGGAGAUUUUUACUGAGGUUGUUGAUUUAAUCAUACAAGAGAUGAAUAAUCGUUUUUCUGAAGCUAGCACCGAUCUACUUAGGUGCAUGGCAUGUGAUUGUUUAUGUCUUCAACAACAACUCCGUAAUUUCAUAGCAUUUGUACGCCAUCAUCCUCGCUUUUCUACGAUCACUGAUUUGGGAAGUUUUGCUCAAGAAAUGGUUCAAAGUGGCAAUCAUUUAAUUUUUCAAUUGGUUUAUCGAAUGAUUGAGUUGACAUUGGUUUUACCUGUUGCCACUGCUUCUGUUGAGAGAGCAUUUUCUGCAAUGAAAAUUGUCAAAAGUGAUUUGCGAAAUCGUAUGCAGGACGAGUGGAUGAAUGACAUUUUGAUCGUGUACAUUGAAAAGGAUAUUUUCUCAACGAUUGAUAACGAGAAGAUAUUGCAACGUUUUCAAUCGAUGAGUACUCGUCGCAAUCAGUUGUCAUCGCUUUCUCAAACAGAAAUAAGUAGCUCACCAAGUAUUUAUUCUUAG